Molecule: messenger RNA, 4095 nt
Organism: Struthio camelus australis
Lineage: Eukaryota; Metazoa; Chordata; Aves; Struthioniformes; Struthionidae
Source: RefSeq, a predicted model, not a curated record
AUGGGACCUUUGAGAUGCUUGGUGAAAUCGGAGGACAAGCUGUAAGGGAAGAAAGCAUCUGGAUCAAAGCUAGAAAUACCUCUGUGGCUUGCUAAAGGGUUACAUGACAGCAAGAGAAGAAUAAUUUCUAUGGAACUGCCAAAGAUUUACAAGGAGGCCUGGAGGACAGUGUUCAGUGCUGAUGCCAAUGUGGUUGAUCUGCAUAAAAUGGGACCAUACUACUAUGGAUUUGGCUCCCAGCUCCUGAACUUUGACAAUCCAGAGAAUCCUGAGAUAGCUCAGACUAUCUUGCAGACAUUUAUUAGCCGUUUUCGUCGUAUUAUGGACUCCUCUCAGAACGCGUACAACGAAGACACAUCGGCGCUGGUGGCUCGGCUGGAUGAAUUGGAGCGAGCCUUAUUUCGAGCUGGCCAGAAAGGAUUGAAUGACUUUCAGUGCUGGGAGAAGGGACAGGCUUCUCAAAUCACGGCUUCCAGUCUGGUCCAGAAUUAUGGGAAGAGGAAGUUCACAGAUAUGGAUGGUUGAAAGCCUGAGGAACAUGGACCUGCAGUGGACACUGAGAGAUCUACACUCUGUCUGUCACAGAAAAGAAAGAUGAAUCAGCUUUGGGAAAGGCCAGACUCCUUGUCCAUUAAUGGGAAUCUUUCUCCAUAACAUCUUUGGAUUAGACAAGUGCAAACUUUAAAGGCAGAUGGCAAGUGUAUAAAGAAAAAAUAGAUUGCAUCACAGGAUAGCUUUAUGGCUUACUCAUACCACUCCUGAGGAUUUGCAGUUCUAGUCUUUCCUCCAUGGCUGAAAGGAUAUGGGAGGCUUUUCUGAAAGUAUAAUUAAUAUUUAUUACUCUUUAUCUUCUAAAUUGAUACUUACAGUACCAGAUCUAUAUGGGCAAAAAAAAGUGUAAUUCCUUAUAUUUCAUCUUGCCAUUUGUGUUCCAAACUCCUGGGAACGGCUAUUUCCAUCUUUCCCAUUCUUUGGGGAACCCUAGUAAUGUGAAAAGUGUGGUAAAACUGCCCGGACGUUUUCCCAUAUCAUGUUAUGCAGAGAUGUAGCAGCUACUCUUCAUUAGGCAUGAGGGGUUUUUGUUUGUUUGUUUUCUGGUAGCUUUUGUAUGCAGUAUCAGUGCCCAGAGAAGAAUACCCUCUGUUUAUCCAUGCAACAAUUGAAGUUGCCUUGCAGGUCUCAAAUGCUGCCUUGUUCUCUCCCUCCCUUUCACCCCACCAUCAGGGUGCCUUGAUUCUGUAUAGGGGCAGAGAGUGUUCUCAUUUGAUGUGGGCAGCCUUUGUGAUGGAGAUAACUCUACAAUGGGGCCUGUGUUGAACUCCUCAGCUCAUUUUGCAGAGGAGCCAUCAGGAAGGAACAAUGUGUCAGUCUGGGCUGGAUCAAAAGCAGCAACUUUAAUGGAAACUGCCCCCCAUUAUUAGCCUGAGCCAUUUGUUUUCCCAUGAGAAAUUCUGAUUGCUAAAUUUGGCUAAUAAUGAAGAGACAGAGCGAAUGAAUCGAGGUUCCUUCCUUCUGAUCCAUCAGUAAAACAUCCUAGUAAAUGUCAUUCUUGCCAGUGGGAGCAACUGGAAUUGGAACUUGCUAAAUAGCAGAAUAGUUAUUAUCCUAUAUAGAUGUAGAUGUCCUUAAACCUGGAUUUUGUGUAAAUCCCCUUGGCUAAAUGGGAGACAGCAAACGCAUGGUUCCUUCUGUAGGAAGCAAUUCCUGAGGUCAGCAGAAUGGUCAUCCUUGGGAAGUAAAUGUUAGACGUUUUAGAGGUGUUUCUCAACAUCUGUAGAAGGUGGCCCUUGUGGAAUAGCUAAGAGGAGGGGCUGGAUCAUAGUUGUACUGAGCACUCCCCUCCUCUUUGGGGUAUCACUGGGAGGUGGGAGUGGAUGUGAAACAAAACGUUCAAGAUUUUGUACAUUGAGAUCCAAGUCUUGUGGGAGCUGUUAUUGUAACUGCAGAUGUAUUUUGAUAUCAGAUAUGUCAAACUGGGUAAAGGACCUCGAGUACAAAGGGAGCAUGGCCAUUCCUUGGACAAGAGGAGUGAAAGCUCUGCCCCUUGAGGCUAUGAGAGAGACCUGGGUGCUGCAUCCAAAAGCACCUUGGCAUCUCUGUCUGAAAUGCACAGGGGCAGCUGUCCGGCCACAGGAGACUAACUCGAAGUUGUGCUUGAGAAGGGUUUUUCAGUAAGUGCAAGAUCAAAUGCUGCUGCACUUAAUGGCACAUAAUAGCCUAUGCCUCUUCAUGAAGUGUUUGUAUAUUUUUCCUUCUCUGAAUUUUUAUGUGAAUAAAUAUUUUGUAAGGGGAAGUUCUUCAUGUAAAUUGUUGCAAUUUCCCUGCAGCAGGAAAAUUGUCACGGAUAGGAAAGUGCAGGCCUUUGCAAAACUGUGGCCAUGAGGGAUAAUGCAGUCUUGUUCAUAUGAUUCCUUUUCUCUUUUAGGUAACACAUUUGGGAGCUAAAUGCAUGCAGUCAUGUGAGCACAGAAGUACUUCCUGUCUGACUUAUCCCACGUGGGCAACAGCAGUUUGCUCAAGUCAUGGGAGAUAGCUUAUAACAGAGGCACAUUGGAGGCUAUUGAUUUUAUAAAUAUGCAUCUUUAUGAAACAGGGGAUGGAUGGAGGUGAUUCCAUGUUACCCUGACUUUGGAAUUUUUGCCUAGUUGAUGGCAUAGCAGCGGGUAGUGGAUAGGAAUUGACUGUCUCCAUGUUUGUACUGUGCUGUCUCAAGUGCUGAAGCAUAGUCUCUUUUAAGUCACACAUCAAAACUGUGCUCAGUGCUCGAGCUUCAAGGGAAGUAAGUGUAAGUCCAUCUUCGAUGAAAAGCAUUUUAGAUUUGGAAGGAUUGUUUUAAGGAGAGAGUGACUUUGAAAUCUUGUUGGUUUACAAAAACCAAAAUCACUAGUUCCUCAAUUUCUGGACUGAUUUUGGAUCCAAACUCAUUUUCCUACAUCUUUAAGAAUAUUUUUCUUCUUUGCUGCUGGGAAUAAAUCUAAGCAGACAAUGUACACUAACCAGCAUUUUGUGCAGCCAGCUUCAGAGUGAGGAGACAUAGUCCUUUUUCCCUGAUAGUAGUCUUCAAUGUCACUGCAGGACUGACUUUUUGUAGAUAGUCACUAUCACUUUUAGUAAACCUGAAUGUUUAGUAAUAAACACCAGUAGGACCCUUUUAAAAUUUGAUCCUUUGAUUUUAAAUUACAGGAUUUGGUUAGAAGAUUUUUUUUUUCCCCUAGCUGGCUGAAAUGCUUUAUUCGAUCCAGAAAUACUUCAUUGUUGCUCCAGACACCCACUGCUGCUGAGAAGCCUUUUAAGAUAACUAACAAAAGCCUGCUCUGUAAUUUUUAUGAACACAAACUGUCCUUUAGCUUGCUGCUAUGCAACCAUAUAAGUUAGAGGAGUUUGGACUUGCAUAUUUCCAAAGUGGCAUAAUAAAUCUUCAUUACAGAACUGUACAAAAGAGGUCUGAAAGGGACUUUUAAGAGUCAUUGCUCCCAAUGACCCUCAGCUUUUAAACCGAAGGGCUGUUAACACUCAUGAAAAACAUUCUACAAACCAUUUCUUUUACAGUAUUGCCACAAUGGAUUUCAUUACAAUCAAAUAAAAAUUAGGCAAAAUUUGCAAUGCUGAUUAGUUAUGUGUUUACAUUAGUAUGUAAAAGAGCUAUGGGCUGACCUACAGCCCAGUCUUUUUCCUAAAGCAAGGAUUAGCUCUGCCUAACUCAUCUCAGAGUGAUGUUUGUCUAACCAGCCCUUUUAAAAACCGCCUCCACUGGAGAACCCACCGCCUCCCUAGACAAUGAGUUCCUGCGCCUAACUUUGUUCAUGAAACAUUACAGAGUUGUGCAUUUACUGACACAGCAGAAAGGAGGGUCACUUUCUGGCAGUGAAUCACUGUCAGAAUGAUUAGUGAAACUGAAAAACUCCUUCCUCGCCUGUGUUUCAGAUUAGCUUCUCUUAAGACUCUUAGCUCUCUUUAUCCCUUCUCUGUAUUUUUGUCAUGCAAAUGAGGCAGUCAUGGAUGUAUGAUCUAAAUCUAAAUUUUCCUUUUAUAAAACAUUUUUGGUUCUUCCUUUGCCCUAAACGACGUCUUAUUUUGUCCUCUGGCUUUGAUUGU